Molecule: messenger RNA, 789 nt
Organism: Mycena indigotica
Lineage: Eukaryota; Fungi; Basidiomycota; Agaricomycetes; Agaricales; Mycenaceae
Product: Complex1-30kDa domain-containing protein
Exons: 6
Coding region: 1-789 (262 amino acids)
Molecular function (GO): NADH dehydrogenase (ubiquinone) activity
Source: RefSeq, a predicted model, not a curated record
AUGUCUCUUCUCCGCUUCGCUGGCCCGCGGCUUGGAAGGGCCAGUGUAGCCCUUGCACGGUCGAUUCAGAGCUCUCAUAUCCCCCGCGCAUCUCAAUCACCCUUUACCGAACCUACAUCUCCCAACCCAACAGUCGAAAAAUAUGCGGCAACCACCAGUGCCCUUCACACUUAUGGCGCAUACUUGACCCAGUGCCUACCCAAGUUCAUACAGCAGUUUUCCGUCAGCAAAGACGAACUCACUCUCUAUGCUGCUCCUGCUACCAUCGUGCCCUUGAUGACUUUCUUGCGCGACCAUUCCCAAUGCCAGUUCAAGUACCUCAUGCAGGUGACGGCAGUCGACUUUCCAGAGCGCGACAAGCGUUUCGAAGUCGUAUACCAUCUUCUGAGCACCUCCUCACAAGGCCGACUCCGUGUGAAGACCUAUGCUGGCGAAGGAGAUCACGUUCCAAGUGUUGCCGGUGUCUUCCGCAGUGCUGACUGGUAUGAGCGCGAAGUUUGGGACAUGUACGGCGUUUUCUUCAGCGGUCAUCCAGAUUUACGACGCAUUCUGACCGAUUAUGGCUUUGAAGGUCACCCAUUGCGCAAGGAUUUCCCUUUGACGGGCUACACUGAAUUGCGUUAUGACGAAGAGCGCAAACGGGUUGUUUACGAGCCUCUGCAACUCACGCAAGCUUUCCGUAACUUUGAAUCUCUCUCUCCUUGGGAACAAGUUGGCCAAGGGACGAUUGCACCACGGCCCGCUGAGCUAAAACCCUUGCCACCACCACCAGCUGAAGAGAAGAAAUAG